This is a messenger RNA of Symbiodinium natans, 1428 nucleotides long. NCBI's taxonomy places the organism in Eukaryota, Dinophyceae, Suessiales, Symbiodiniaceae. The record is from the annotation of a GenBank genome assembly.
AUGGGUUCCAUGUGUGGGCGCAGGCGCAGUGGCGAUGCCCCAACGUCAUUUUCGCCACAGGUCCUUCAUCACGAUGUCCAAGUGCCACUGGUCAAACCCGACGAGGCAGUCAGCAGCUGUGGCCAGACUACUGUGGAGGAGGAAGACAUGGAGCCGAACCAUGAUGCCGAACAGAAGUGCGGCAGCAACCGCAGCAACCUUCAGGUCCCGCUCAGCUUGCUUUCGCGCGCAUAUGCUGGAACUGGCUUUGGCGACGACGCAGCAGAUUGGGAGGGCUACCUGGCAGUGGAGAAUGCCAACGGAUUCACGAAUUCGGCUUUGUAUGGCGAAGUCAACGAGCAGGAUUUUGCGGAGCUCCUGGGGGAGUACCUGCAGCCCCCAGCGUGUGUUUAUGACCUUGGAAGCGGCACUGGAAAGCUUGUGAACUUGGCCGCUUUGUUGGGAUUCCAAGCGACUGGUGUUGAGCUGGAGCCCGGGCGACACCAACGAGCCUGCAUCGCGGCUAAGGCCAUGCUGCGAGCUCAGGCUGAUGUUGGCCUGCAAGGCUUGCAGCCCCUCCAGCCUCGUUUCCUUCUUAUGAGCUUCUUGGAUUUCGACUUCUCAGAUGCGGAUCUGGUCUGGGCCAACUCGGUGGUUUUCAGCCCCGCAAUGAUGGAGGCCGUGGCAGCCCAAGCGCGCAGAAUGCGCCCUGGGGCCUUGGUCAUCAGUCACAAGCUGCUGCCUGGACCAGGCUUUGAACCAUGUGGUGACGCCUUCUUGCGAGUGUCCUGGCGGCCUGAGGGCAAAGUCUGUUUCAAAGUGCAGAGGGUGCUUCAGGAGCAGCGGCUGCUGUGCAACGGGCGGGAGCGGAAGGACGACAGGGAGACGUUGGCGGCCGCUGGUGUCGGUGCAAAGACUAAGCUGAUGCUUAUGCUUGUGCCCGGCUAUGCCAUGCCUGCGCCUCCUGUUCCAGUUGCGAGCAGCGAAGUGCAGGCAUCAGCUCCUGUCUCCGAAACAGCGGAGGCCGAAAAUGCGGCCGACGCCCAGGAGCCUGUUGUUCUCGAAGGAGUCCUCCCAGGCGCAGACGAGGCCUUGCCUGGCUCGGUGCUCAUUCGGCAGGGGUCAAACCGCUACCGAAUCCGAGUUCCCCAGGGCUUGAACAAGGUGACCUUUGGUGAGAUUGCUGACUACCUCGCAGCGCAGAUGCUGCCACCGGGAAUUCCUCCGUCGGAGUUGCGCCUCAUAUCCAAGGGCAAGACGGCAUCUCGAGACGAUGUCCUGGGUGAUCGUGACAGUACCAAAGAGAUUUCCAUUCUCCUCCUUUUCCGGGAAGGCUUCCACCUUGCUACAGAGGGCGCCCGAUGGAUGCAGGAGCAAGCCCAGGAGUUGACCGAGGCACUCGGCUUCGAGCGACGUUGCGGCGCAUCGCUUGUGCGGGAUGUUUCUUAA